Galeopterus variegatus (Sunda flying lemur) is the source of this 2089-nucleotide messenger RNA. RefSeq names its product carbohydrate (N-acetylgalactosamine 4-0) sulfotransferase 14 (gene CHST14). The coding region runs from base 128 to 1258 and encodes 376 amino acids. Gene Ontology annotation, cellular component: membrane. Lineage: Eukaryota; Metazoa; Chordata; Mammalia; Dermoptera; Cynocephalidae. The transcript has a single exon. Gene Ontology annotation, biological process: carbohydrate biosynthetic process; dermatan sulfate proteoglycan metabolic process. The record is from RefSeq and is a predicted model, not a curated record. Gene Ontology annotation, molecular function: sulfotransferase activity.
CUCCCCGCCCCGACCCGUUCCCGGCUCUGCCGGCCCAAACUCCCCUCCCGCCCCCAGCUCGAGCCCGCGCCCGCCUCCCAAGCAGCCCUCACCCCGGGCCCGCGCAGGCCCCUGCCCCGGGAGCACCAUGUUCCCCCGCCCGCUGACCCCGCUGGCGACCCCAAAUGGCGCCGAGCCCCUGGGCCGGGCACUGAGACGGGCCCCACUAGGCAGGGCCCGGGCCGGGCUGGGGGGGCCGCCCCUGCUGCUGCCGUCCAUGCUGAUGUUCGCGGUGAUCGUGGCCUCCAGCGGUCUGCUGCUCAUGAUCGAGCGGGGCAUCCUGGCCGAGAUGAAGCCCCUUCCCCGGCACCCUCCCAGUCGCGAGGGCGCGGCCUGGCGCGGGGCAGUCCCCAAGCCUGGAGGGCUGUCCCUGGAUGCUGGGGACUCGGACUUGCAAGUGCGGCAGGACGUCCGGAACCGGACCUUGCGGGCGGUAUGCGGGCAAUCGGGCAUGCCCAGGGACCCCUGGGACUUGCCGGUGGGGCAGCGACGCACCCUGCUGCGCCACAUCCUUGUAAGUGACCGCUACCGUUUCCUGUACUGCUACGUCCCCAAGGUGGCCUGCUCUAACUGGAAGCGGGUGCUGAAGGUGCUGGCGGGCGUCCUGGACAGCGUGGACGUCCGUCUCAAGAUGGACCACCGCAGUGACCUGGUGUUUCUGGCAGACCUGCGGCCUGAGGAGAUUCGCUACCGCCUACAGCACUACUUCAAGUUCCUGUUUGUGCGGGACCCCUUGGAACGCCUCCUUUCUGCUUACCGCAACAAGUUUGGUGAGAUCCGAGAGUAUCAGCAGCGCUAUGGGGCUGAGAUCGUGAGGAGGUACAGGCCUGCAGCUGGUCCCAGCCCUGCAGGGGAUGAUGUCACCUUCCCUGAGUUCCUGAGGUACCUGGUGGACGAGGACCCUGAGCAUAUGAAUGAGCAUUGGAUGCCGGUGUACCACUUGUGCCAGCCUUGUGCAGUGCACUAUGACUUUGUGGGCUCCUAUGAAAGGCUGGAGGCUGAUGCCAAUCAGGUGCUGGAGUGGGUGCGGGCACCACCCCAUGUCCGGUUCCCAACUCGCCAGGCCUGGUACCGGCCAGCCAGCCCUGAAAGCCUGCACUACCACCUGUGCAGUGCCCCACAGGCCCUGCUGCAGGAUGUGCUGCCUAAGUAUAUCCUGGACUUCUCCCUCUUUGCCUACCCACUGCCUAAUGUCACCAGGGAGGCCUGUCACCAGUGACCAUGAGUGUGGGGCCAGCAACUGUUGGGGACUAGAUUCUAUAAUGCCAGCUUCCUGUGCUUCUGCCUACCAUUCAGGGAAACUAUGGCUCUGGGGCUUGAGGCUUCUCCACAUGUUCGGAUGGCAGGGACUGCCCUCAGAAAUUCCUCGUCCCAGAUGGGUACCCACAGUAGCUCAGAGGACAGGGCUAGACAGGAGGCUUUCUGCUUUCCAUUGGGGGGAUCUUUUGGGGGCUAGUGUGGUCCUUCUUGCCCUGGCAGGGCCAGACCCAUUUGCUAGUGAAGUAACACGUGAUCUGAAGACUGGUUCCAGGACCUGGCUGCAGGGAUUGUGCAGUCCACUUGGCCCACCUUAAUUUAAUCUGUGGCCCAAAUCAAGGGGGCACCAGCCAGGAGCAUGACCAGAGCUGAGGCCCCUGUGGCUCUGAUCCCCCAUUCAUCCACCCAUGUACCUCAGGACUGAAGUGAGCAGUCGUGCCUUAUAAAUGACUUUUGUGCCUUUCUCCUCUAGACUCAGAAUUUUCUACACCUGCCAGGUUCUUUCCAUUUUUCCAAGGAAAGGAAAACUGAAGCAGGGCCUAGUAGCUCCAGGACCCAGUCCUGCAGGCAUCCAAAGACCCCUGUGCCCAGCCUCUUCCUAGGGCUCUAGGAACCCCCUCCCUAAUCCUCCAUCCCUCCGCACAAGACCUUCCAGGUUGCUACCAUGACUGGUGUAUCUGGCUGCCACUUUUCUGAUGCAUUUAUUUAAAAUUUGUACUUUUUUAAUAGAAUCCUAGCAAGGGCUUUAUUUACCUAAUAGCUGAAUUUUUAAUAAAGCUGUUUUGUGUACAAA